CGGCGGCGGGCCUAGCAGCCCGGGAAUGGGCCCCUGUGCACAUGCGCGCGCCGCUGAAGCGCCUGGGGGACGAGGAGGGGAGUGAGGUAGGGGCGCGGCUCCGCGAGCCGGUUGGGCGCCCGCAUAUCAUGUGGUGAGGAAGGAGGCGGAGGCCUGGGGUUCGGGGGAGGGGAGUAGAGAAGAGGGAAGGAACGAGGGAAAGAACGCGAGGAAGGGAGGAAGGAAGCAAACGAGGGGGCGGGAGGUCCCUGUUUUGGAGGCUCUAGGAGCGUUGCCGGCCCCUGAAGUGGAGCGAGAGGGAGGCGCUUCGUCGUUUCUUCUGCCGGGGGAGGUCCCGGCUUCCCGGGGAGGCUCUGGACCAAGCCCCUUUAGCUUCUCCCUCCAGAUCGAUGUGCUGCUGUUAACCCGUGAGGAGGCGGCGGCAGCGGAAGAUGGUGUUGCUGAGAGUGUUAAUUCUGCUCCUCUCCUGGGCGGCGGGGCUGGGAGGUCAGUAUGGGAAUCCUUUAAAUAAAUACAUUAGACAUUAUGAAGGAUUAUCUUACAAUGUGGAUUCACUACACCAAAAACACCAGCGUGCCAAAAGAGCAGUCUCACAUGAGGACCAGUUUUUACGUCUAGAUUUCCAUGCCCAUGGAAGACAUUUCAACCUACGAAUGAAGAGGGACACUUCCCUUUUCAGUGAUGAAUUUAAAGUAGAAACAUCAAAUAAAGUACUUGAUUAUGAUACCUCUCAUAUUUACACUGGACAUAUUUAUGGUGAAGAAAGAAGUUUUAGCCAUGGGUCUGUUAUUGAUGGAAGAUUUGAAGGAUUCAUCCAGACUCGUGGUGGUACAUUUUAUGUUGAGCCAGCAGAGAGAUAUAUUAAAGACCGAACUCUGCCAUUUCACUCUGUCAUUUAUCAUGAAGAUGAUAUUCACUAUCCCCAUAAAUAUGGGCCACAGGGGGGCUGUGCAGAUCAUUCAGUAUUUGAAAGGAUGAAAAAGUACCAGAUGACUGGUAUAGAGGAAGUAACACAGACACCUCAAGAACAACAUGCUGCUAAUGGUCCAGAACUUCUGAGGAAAAAACGUACAACUUCAGCUGAAAAAAAUACUUGUCAGCUUUAUAUUCAGACUGAUCAUUUGUUUUUUAAAUAUUAUGGAACACGAGAAGCUGUGAUUGCCCAGAUAUCCAGUCAUGUUAAAGCAAUUGAUACAAUUUACCAGACCACAGACUUCUCUGGAAUCCGUAACAUCAGUUUUAUGGUGAAACGCAUAAGAAUCAAUACAACUGCUGAUGAGAAGGACCCUACAAAUCCUUUCCGUUUCCCAAAUAUUGGUGUGGAGAAGUUUCUGGAAUUGAAUUCUGAGCAGAAUCAUGAUGACUACUGUUUGGCCUAUGUCUUCACAGACCGAGAUUUUGAUGAUGGCGUACUUGGUCUGGCUUGGGUUGGAGCACCUUCAGGAAGCUCUGGAGGAAUAUGUGAAAAAAGUAAACUCUAUUCAGAUGGUAAGAAGAAGUCGUUAAACACUGGAAUUAUUACUGUUCAGAACUAUGGGUCUCAUGUACCUCCCAAAGUCUCUCAUAUUACUUUUGCUCAUGAAGUUGGUCAUAACUUUGGAUCUCCACAUGAUUCUGGAACAGAGUGCACACCAGGAGAAUCUAAGAAUUUAGGACAAAAAGAAAAUGGCAAUUACAUCAUGUAUGCAAGAGCAACAUCUGGGGACAAACUUAACAACAAUAAAUUUUCACUCUGUAGUAUUAGAAAUAUAAGCCAAGUUCUUGAGAAGAAGAGAAACAACUGUUUUGUUGAAUCUGGCCAACCUAUAUGUGGAAAUGGAAUGGUAGAACAAGGCGAACAGUGUGAUUGUGGCUAUAGUGACCAGUGUAAAGAUGAGUGCUGCUUUGAUGCAAACCAACCAGAGGGGAAAAAAUGUAAACUGAAACCUGGAAAAGAGUGCAGUCCAAGUCAAGGUCCUUGUUGUACAGCACAGUGUGCGUUCAAGUCAAAGUAUGAAAAGUGUCGGGAUGAUUCAGACUGUGCAAGAGAAGGAAUAUGUAAUGGCGUCACAGCUCUCUGUCCAGCAUCUGAUCCUAAACCAAACUUCACAGACUGUAAUAGACAUACACAAGUGUGCAUUAAUGGGCAAUGUGCAGGUUCUAUCUGUGAGAAAUAUGGCUUGGAGGAGUGUACCUGUGCCAGUUCUGAUGGCAAAGAUGAUAAGGAAUUAUGCCAUGUCUGCUGUAUGAAGAAAAUGGAGCCAUCGACUUGUGCCAGUACAGGGUCUGUGCAAUGGAACAAGCACUUCAGUGGUCGAACCAUCACCCUGCAACCUGGAUCCCCUUGUAAUGACUUUAGAGGCUACUGUGAUGUUUUCAUGCGGUGCAGAUUAGUAGAUGCUGAUGGUCCUCUAGCGAGGCUUAAAAAAGCGAUUUUUAGUCCAGAGCUCUAUGAAAACAUUGCCGAAUGGAUUGUGGCUCAUUGGUGGGCAGUAUUACUUAUGGGAAUUGCCCUGAUCAUGUUAAUGGCUGGAUUUAUUAAGAUAUGCAGUGUUCAUACUCCAAGUAGUAAUCCAAAGUUGCCUCCUCCUAAACCACUUCCAGGCACUUUAAAGAGGAGGAGACCUCCGCAGCCCAUUCAACAGCCCCAGCGUCAGAGGCCCCGAGAGAGUUAUCAAAUGGGACACAUGAGACGUUAACUGCAGAUUUUGCCUUGGUUCUUCCUAGUGCCUACAAUGGGAAAACUUCACUCCAAAGAGAAACCUAUUAAGUCGUCAUCUCCAAACUAAACCCUCACAAGUAACAGUUGAAGAAAAACAUGGCAAGAGAUUAUGUCCUCAGACCAGGUGGAAUUACUUAUAUUUUAAAGCCUGAAAAUUCCAAUUUGGGGGUGGGAGGUGGAAAAGGAACCCAAUUUUCUUAUGGACAGAUAUUUUUAACCUAAUGGCACAAAGUCUUAGAAUAUUAUUAUGUUGCCCCAUGUUCCCUGUUCUUUGUUGCUGCAUUUUCUUCACUUGCAGGCAAAGUUGGAUCUCGAUAAACUUUUAUCACAAAUUGAAAUAUAUAUAUUUUUUUCAACUGCCAAUCAAGGCUAGGCGGCUCGACCACCUCAACAUUGGAGACAUCACUUGCCAAUGUACAUACCUUGUUAUAUGCAGACAUGUAUUUCUUACGUACACUGUACUUCUGUGUGCAAUUGUAAACAGAAAUUGCAAUAUGGAUGUUUCUUUGUAUUAUAAAAUUUUUCCGCUCUUAAAUGAAAAAUUACUGUUUAAUUGACAUACUCAGGAUAACAGAGAAUGGUGGUAUUCAGUGGUCCAGGAUUCUGUAAUGCUUUACACAGGCAGUUUUGAAAUGAAAAUCAAUUUACCUUUUUAUAAUGGCAGAGUUGAUUCAGAUAUUCAUUUUUUCUUUAUCAAAUGGCUGCUAUGAGCACGAGUGACUAUGCUGAAGAACACAGUUAAGUGUUGUGCAAACUGGACAUAAGCAGCAUACUACUCCAGAGUUCUUUAUGUAAAUGUCUGAUUUCUGCUUAUGUAUUUUAAACUCUCUAAUUCAAUUCCAUUUUUGAAUUGAUAGGUAAAAUUUUAUUCAUGCUAUGGUAGAAAUUAUGUCAGUGAGAUGAUUCUGUUUUUUU
Molecule: messenger RNA, 3616 nt
Organism: Propithecus coquereli (Coquerel's sifaka)
Lineage: Eukaryota; Metazoa; Chordata; Mammalia; Primates; Indriidae
Gene: ADAM10
Product: ADAM metallopeptidase domain 10
Exons: 16
Coding region: 432-2678 (748 amino acids)
Biological process (GO): membrane protein ectodomain proteolysis; Notch signaling pathway
Cellular component (GO): synaptic membrane; plasma membrane
Molecular function (GO): metalloendopeptidase activity involved in amyloid precursor protein catabolic process
Source: RefSeq, a predicted model, not a curated record